UAUAUCGAAACCCUAAACGAAAGGGCUCACUCAGAAACCCUAAUUAUAAAAAUCAAUUUCUUUUUAUUCUGCAUCCUCUUCCUCUAGCCAAGGCUGAAACUACAGAAGGAAGCAGAGACGUUACUGCGAUCUUAAACAAUGUCGAGGAGAAAGACGAGAGAGCCCAAGGAGGAGACAGUGACACUUGGACCAGCUGUUCGUGAUGGAGAGCAAGUCUUCGGUGUUGUCCACAUCUUCGCUUCCUUCAACGACACUUUCAUUCACGUUACUGAUCUGUCUGGACGUGAAACCCUUGUCCGCAUCACUGGUGGAAUGAAGGUGAAAGCUGACAGGGAUGAGUCCUCACCUUACGCAGCUAUGCUGGCUGCACAAGAUGUUGCUCAGCGAUGCAAGGAGCUUGGAAUCACCGCUAUGCACGUUAAGCUCCGUGCCACGGGUGGGAACAAGACCAAGACACCUGGUCCUGGUGCCCAAUCCGCUCUUAGAGCUCUUGCUCGUUCCGGCAUGAAAAUUGGCCGCAUUGAGGAUGUUACUCCGAUCCCAACGGACAGUACCCGCCGAAAGGGUGGUAGAAGAGGAAGGAGGCUCUGAGUUUUUUUUUUUUUUUUUGGCUAUUUAGCUCUUGUGUUUCAUUUUGUCAGAACAAUGUUUCUUCGAGUUUUAUUAAAAGGGAUUUGAAGUUUAA
Messenger RNA from Raphanus sativus (radish), 685 nucleotides. RefSeq names its product 40S ribosomal protein S14-2. NCBI's taxonomy places the organism in Eukaryota, Viridiplantae, Streptophyta, Magnoliopsida, Brassicales, Brassicaceae. Gene Ontology annotation, biological process: ribosomal small subunit assembly; translation; maturation of SSU-rRNA from tricistronic rRNA transcript (SSU-rRNA, 5.8S rRNA, LSU-rRNA). Gene Ontology annotation, cellular component: ribosome; cytosolic small ribosomal subunit. The record is from RefSeq and is a predicted model, not a curated record. The coding region runs from base 139 to 591 and encodes 150 amino acids. The transcript is spliced from 5 exons. Gene Ontology annotation, molecular function: small ribosomal subunit rRNA binding; structural constituent of ribosome; mRNA 5'-UTR binding.